This is a messenger RNA of Calliphora vicina (urban bluebottle blowfly), 443 nucleotides long. RefSeq lists its product as uncharacterized. NCBI's taxonomy places the organism in Eukaryota, Metazoa, Arthropoda, Insecta, Diptera, Calliphoridae. The transcript has 2 exons. The record is from RefSeq and is a predicted model, not a curated record. The coding region runs from base 31 to 366 and encodes 111 amino acids.
CUAAAAUACCAACAAUUAAAUAAAAUCAACAUGUUCAAAUUCAUCGCUGUUUGCUUCUUCGCUUUGUUGGCUGUUGCCUCUGCUAAACCCGGUUUGGUAGCUCCUUUGGCCUAUAGCUCCCCCUUGGCUUACACAGCUCCUGCCGCUGCUGUGGUUGGUAGCGCCGCUUAUGUUGCUCCUUAUGCCUCCAGCUACAAUGCCCAUAGUGUUGCCCACUCUGCUGCCUUCCCAGCCACUUAUGCUUCAGCUCCCGUGGUAGCUGCCUCACCAUAUGUAGCUUCACCCUAUGUUGCUUCGCCUUAUGUUGCCUCUCCCUAUGUUGCCUCUCCUUAUGUUGCUGCCUCACCUCCUUUGCUCUUGAAGUAAACUGUGAUUUAAAUUGGUUUUAGUUGUUGAUGGUGAAAUAAACAAAAAGUGAUACGUUAAAAUUUAAAAACAAAUAA